Penicillium olsonii is the source of this 837-nucleotide messenger RNA. The record is from the annotation of a GenBank genome assembly. NCBI's taxonomy places the organism in Eukaryota, Fungi, Ascomycota, Eurotiomycetes, Eurotiales, Aspergillaceae.
AUGCAACGUGAGAUACCCUGGCAGUCUGAAUCCCAAAUUCAACUAACGAGAUCAAGUACGGGCGAGCAUGUCGACGUGAACGAUCUGUCUCUCGUUGGUGCCCAAGCGCCUCUCAUCAAAGCAAUUGCAGACACUGGCGUCCCGACAGUCGUUGUCUUCUCCAGCGGUAAACCAAUCACUGAGACCUGGGUUUCAAACUCGACCUCAGCCCUAGUUCAACAAUUCUAUCCUUCCGAGCAAGGUGGAAACUCCCUCGCUGAUGUCCUUUUCGGCGACUACAACCCCUCUGGCAAAUUGUCUGUCAGUUUCCCCCGAUACGUGGGCGACCUGCCUAUCUUCUAUGAUUACCUGAACUCCGGGCGCUCGAUCGGAGACUCGGGCAAAGAAUAUGACAACGGCACUCUUGUUUUCGGGCACCAGUAUGUUCUUGGAGACCCGACCCCGUGGUACCCCUUCGGAUAUGGCAAGAGUUACUCGACAUUCAAGUACGGAACCGUGAAGGUGGACAAAAAGGCCAUUUCUGCAUCCGACAAGACAAUCACUGUUUCUGUCGAUGUGACCAAUACCCACAAGACCCGUGAUGGAACAGAGGUCGUGCAGGUUUAUAUUCAGGAUGAUAUCGCUUCGGUCGUUGUACCGAAUCGGCAGCUGAAGGGCUUUAACAAGGUGGUCAUCCCGGCAGGGAAGACGAAGACCGUGAAGAUUCCAGUGAAGGUCGACGAACUGGGUGUUUGGAACACCAGGAUGAAGUAUGUUGUCGAGCCGGGCAACUUUACCGUUCUUGUGGGCAGUAGCUCCGAAGACAUUCGUGGAAACUCGACUUUCACAGUGAAAUAG